UGAGAAGGAUACAUUUGUUCGACGUGCAAAAGCGGAUUUAUUUGUGUUGUCAAAAAUUAUUUUCGAUAAAUAAUCAAUUAUUUCCCAGCAAUUUUGCCUCAAUUGCGUGCAAAUUCCCAAGUUGGGGCACCUUCGUGCCGUAUUAAUGUGUUUCCGCGCGCCCCCAAGCACGGGAAAAGUCUAAAUUCGUGAUAUUUCGGAAGUGUUGGUGCGAUAUUUUUAUUUUUUCUGUACGCGCAGCCUUUUCUCGCGUCCGGGGGAAAUAUAAAAAAAAUUACUUCUCCGGGGGUCUUCCAGCCCCCACAAAGGGCCCCCAAGGUACGAUAUUUGUAGCGCUGUAGUUGGCCCCAAGGUGGCGAGAACAUGUCUCGAUGGAAUAAGAAUCGUAAUCAGAGCUUCUCAGUGCCCAUUGAUUCCCUGAUAAAGGAGAAGGAGAAUACAAAUCGCCCCACGGCUGCCCGUUCCGCAGCUUUUGCCAAUGUUGGCAAAUGGGGGGUCACCAGUUUCACCUCCAUACGCGGGGUCUCACUCUACGGGCGUAGUGGCUUUUCUCAGUACAGCCCAAAGCAGGAACCACCCAGUCCAGCGGCAUACAUAUCCCCAACACAGGAAACCCACGUGAAUCCAACUUCCCCCACUGCUGAGGCACCAAAACCCAAGAAAUUCUUCAAAAGUCGCAACACCGUACCCGCAGAGCCUUUCCUCAUUCCCUCCCCACAGACCUCCCCAUCGGUGGAGGCUGCCAAACCACCGGCAUUCUACACGCAGGCGACAACUUCUGGGGAGGCAACUCAGGCACCACGAGGCCCUGGAAGGCCACGAAAACCCCGAGAACCGAAACCAGAGAAGCCAGCAAAGAAGAAAGUCCCCAAAAGUACAAAAAAUCGAGCAAAAGCAAUCAAUGAAGAUGCCCCGCAGGUGCCCAAAGCUCCUAAGACGAAGGAAGCAUACUCAGAAGCUGCAACAGCUGUACCCAGUAAGAGAUACCUGGCCAGGAACAGGAAAGUGGUCAACUACAAUGAAACAAAUAGUCGUAGUCCCACUCCGGAGCGUCCGAAAGUCAUUGUGCAACCGGAGCCAGCUGCUAGUCCGCCGAAACCAACCCCCGUGGAUCAUCCUCCCAUCGUCCUGCGGAUUUCUAAGGGAACAUCGAGACUCGUGAGUACAGAUAGCGAUGAAGUGAAUAACUCACCGACGUAUACAGCUCCACCGCAGACUCUGCCACCACCACCGCCAACCCCAACGGCUACAAUUGGUGACACAGUUGGGGCACUCUCAUCCACGGCGGAAUUGCUGGCAGUUCUGUCUGAGCAACCAACUCCGGCGCCUUCUGUGCCCGAGGCACCACCGCCGAAGCGACCUGAAGAGGAGAGUGAGGGGCUCAAGAUAAAGAUUCGCACAGACACCAUUAAGGGUUUCAUAAAUAGCACGAAUUUGCCGCCGGAAACAAAACCCACGCGUGGGAGGAAGAAAGCAGCUGCCAAGGCGGCAUCACCCAAGCUCAGUGCUCCCCCGGCGGAGGGUCGACAAACACGGGCAUCACGAAGGAAUCAGGAACCUGUGCCAAGUUCACCGCCCAAAGUGACCCUGCUGCUGCCACCGGUAAAGAAAACGGGAGCUUCGCCGCAACCAGGGACGGAUAAUUACGAACUCUACCGCACUUUGGCAUCCCCAUCGGAUAAGGAUUUUGACUCUCAGAGCUCCAUUCUCGGGAGUGUCUCAUCAAAUAAUACUCCCACACCCGUUGCCAUCGGUGGGUUGCCACUGGAGGAGACCUGUGUCAUCCGGAGGAGGGAAUCCAGCGACGGAACGAGCGAUAUCGAUACAUCGCAGCAUAGUUCACUCGUUGCCCCGCCGUCGGAGAUUAAUCUACGUUUGAAUGCCAUCUCGGAGUGUUCGGAGAUUGAAGAGACAGACACAGCUGUGAAGCCUGCUGUUGAGGAGAAGAAGCCACCACCGAAGGUAAAAGCACCAGAGGCACCGGCCCCAAAUCGUCGUGUUACCCGGAGAGCCAUGAAAUCGACUCAGGAAGAAGUGAAGGAACCAUCACCACCCCCAGUGGUCAAAGAACCACCCAUUGGGCGUGUUACGCGAAAUAAUAACAACGGAAAUAUCCCAAAGGCUCAAGUAAGUCCCCCCAAAGCUCCUGCACCUGCCAAAGCUUCCCCCAUAAAGGCACCACCGGCACGCAGCUACGGCCGUAAACGUGGUCGAGCGGCGAAGAAUGAGCAGGAGAAUGAAGCUGCUGCUGAAGCACAAAAAGAGGAACCCACAGCUUCUCCGGACAAUCCUCAGGGCACAACAAACAACUCAUCAGCCAUGGAUGAAGCAGCUCCCACUGCGGAGACAGAGAGUCCCGGAAAGACACGCGCAAAGUACCGACGUGGUCGGUAUGGGCAGAAGGAGGUGAACAAUGAGACUUCUCAGGAGUCUCUCGAAAUGAAAAAUCAGGGUAAUGAAGGUGAAAGUGAGAGAAAUAGUGCGGAAAAUAAUUCAGAAAAACCAAGUGUGAAGCUCCUGAUCUCAAAGAAGAAGGGCAGUAUCUUCAAGAGUCGUGCUCUUGUCACGGAUGCCGAUGGCGGAAAGAAACGCCACGUGUACAAACACAAAUGGGACGACGACAACAAGGGCAGCUCGUCAGGUGAUCCCACAAAGGUACCACCUGCGGAUGAGUUCAGUUUUGAGGGUACAAGCUCCACCCUGUCGCGUCUCCCAAAGCCCACAGACGCCCUUGGGGAACGAGAGGGGCUGCGGAGUGAAGCGCAUGAGGGCAGGCAGGAGGUGCAGCAGGAGAAGUACUACACACGUGUGCGGAAUGUGAAGAAGGCGCAUCAAAUUCAGGAAAUUGGGGAGUUUCAGGAGAUGGAUGAUGACGUUGAGUACAUCCUGGACGCCCUACAGCCACACAAUCCCAUCUCCACACGCUGCCUGUCGGCCAUUCAGUUGUCCUCCAAAUGCAUGGCACCUGGUUUCCGGAUGCACCUCCGUGCCCAUGGGACUGUGACGAAGUUCUUCCGUGCCCUCCGUGAUGCGACGAAAGAUCAGAGUUUGGGUCUGUGUACGGCAACAAUUAUGUUUGUGCUGUCGCAGGAUAAUCUCAAUAUGGAUCUCGAUCGGGAUUCGCUGGAGCUCAUGCUGAGCCUCCUGGAGUCCGAUGUGAGUCAUGCGAAUGCUCUUGAUGAUGCGGGAUUGAGUCAGCAGCAGCUACAAAGGAAUAAACUCAAAGUACGUGAAUUGUGUGGAGAAGUGAAGGGGCAGGGAAAGGCGCAACAUCUGAAUUUGGACAACAUCACGGUUGGAACGUUAGCCAUGGAGACACUUCUGAGUCUCACGUCCAAACGUGCCGGGGAAUGGUUCAAGGAGGAAUUGAGGAACUUGGGUGGGCUUGAGCACAUCAUUAAUACCAUCUGCGAAUGUUGUCGUCAGAUUUCUGACUACGUCGUUGGCUGGACGGAUGCUCUGCUGGAUAAACUGCGCAAAAUUGAGCGUUGCCUGCGUGUUUUGGAGAAUGUAAUGGAGAUGAAUGAGCAGAAUCAGAGCUAUGUUCUCGGCUACCGCAAUGGGCAUGCCAUUGAGACACUCGUAAAGUUAUACAAUCUGUGUGAUCGUGAAAUUGCUCUCUAUCCCACAAAUGACCACACACCAAAGGAAAAUCCCGGCGUUGUCAUUCGCGAGGCCCUCGUGCCAACGCUCAAAGUUCUCAUUAGUCUCACGCAUCCCUUCAAUGAGCGCGCAAUGGGAGCCGUUGUGUUGGGCUCAAAGGAAGGUCUCUUCGACACGAGUCUCCAUCUCCUCCUCCAGGCACCCAACUAUGUGCCCGAGAAGUGCAUCUUUGAGCUGAGUAUCCUCGUUAUGCUGCUGCUCAUUAAUCUCACGAUGCACACAAAAGCCAAUCGCACGAUCAUCAUGGAGGCGAAUGCUCUUUCGGACUUUGGGAGCGUCUUUGAUAAAGUUCCAGCCAUCAAGGCCCUUGUGGAGUUCUUCUACAAGUGCGAAGAAAUGGCCAGAUUGGCUGAACAGAACACAGAUGAUCUCCUGGAGUCUGAUCCGAAGAAGUAUGAGAAGAAGAAUAAGACGUCUCAAGUGGAGGUUGAGGAAACAGUGACGAAAUUGCUCCAGAAAGCUGGACAUCACAUGGAGCAUACAAUGCUGGCCAGCCACGUGUGCCUCCUACUGGGACAUCUCGUUAUGAAUAGCGAGGAGAAUCAGCGUAAGGUGCGACCGUAUCUGCGGGACGCCACAUUCGACGACAUGGUGAAGGUUCUCGAGAAGUACUACAACUUUAUGAAUCUCACCGCCAGCUCUGAGGCAUCAGCGGUGGCGCAUAUAAAGUGGACAAAGGGAAUUCUCGAUUACCUGAAGAAAUGUGAUUCACAUUCCGCCAGCAAGGAUGCCGACGCCUCAUCGUCAAUCUCACGUCCUGGUGGUGCUCCUGGGGGCUUUAAUUAUUCUCAAUACAGUACAAGGUAGAUAACCGUGUGUGACCCAUUUUUUUUAGGUAAAAAAAAAAGAAACAACAAAAUCCUCUUCUAGGGCAAUUUCUCAAAGUUUUUAGGAUCAAAAUGUAGGCGCCAAGGAACAUUAUUUGAUGAGAAUUUUAGACACACUAUUUAUUAGGUAAAAUAUUAUUAUAUACAAUAAAAUCAUUAAAAAACAAACAAAUAACUUAGACGAUAAAGAAAAUGAUUUUUCUUUUUGAGACAAAGAGAGAAAAUCACAAAAGUUGAGUAAAAGAAACCCUUUAGCUGCUUAAGACGUUGUAAUGUUUUUUUUUUUAUUAAUAAAAAAAUGUUUUUUCUUCUGAUUAAUUCUCAAAAGUAACUUGAAAAUGAAGAAAAAGGAAGAUAAUGUAUCUUUGUUUUUUUUUUACACGAAUUAUCUCCUGUAGUUGAUGGUAAGAUAUUAAAGAAGAAAAAAAAGUUAAGUAAAAAAUUGUAAAAUAGAUUUUAAUGGAAUUUUCCCUACUUUAUUCAUUGAAUUUCCUCCCAAAAAAAAUUAACACGCGCAAAAGAUCUUUUUUUUUAUCAUUACGUGAAUCAUAGAGGAGAUACAAGAAGGUGAAAUUAUAUACAUAUAUUCAAUGUUACCUGUAUAAAAAUUAAGAGAUAAAAUUGUGAAGAAAAAUGCUAAUAAUAAAAAUAUUUGGACCAAUGUACCAAUUUAGCCCAAAA
Messenger RNA from Lutzomyia longipalpis, 5171 nucleotides. RefSeq names its product protein wings apart-like (gene wapl). The record is from RefSeq and is a predicted model, not a curated record. The transcript has 9 exons. Gene Ontology annotation, biological process: regulation of chromosome condensation. Bases 364 to 4470 code for a protein of 1368 amino acids. NCBI's taxonomy places the organism in Eukaryota, Metazoa, Arthropoda, Insecta, Diptera, Psychodidae.